Molecule: messenger RNA, 1335 nt
Organism: Arabidopsis lyrata subsp. lyrata
Lineage: Eukaryota; Viridiplantae; Streptophyta; Magnoliopsida; Brassicales; Brassicaceae
Product: methionine aminopeptidase 2B
Exons: 5
Coding region: 420-989 (189 amino acids)
Source: RefSeq, a predicted model, not a curated record
UUUAAUUCGAUCCAUUAGAUUUUUGCGAAGGCCCAUGCUAUAUCUCUCGACGAAAAUUGCGGAAAACCCUAGAUCCCCAAUUCUCUCUAUCUCUCGACGAACCCUAACCUUAACCCGACCACUUUCUCUCCGAUUCGACCACUUUCUCUCCGAUUCUCUCUCAAUCUAUCACAAUCUCUACAAAUCUCGUCAAUUCUACUUCUUUUAUCCCUAAUCGAUGGCUCCUCAGGUUCGUGGUGGAAAAUCCAAAGGAAGAGGAAGAGGAAGGGGACCGAAGUCUCCGGCGAAGCGACCCGUUGUCCCAACUCGACCCACAUCUUCCGGUGUGUCGACUCGAAGGCCUAGAAGCCUUGCGAUUCUCAUCGAGUUUUGUUUUUUUGGUUAGUGGGUUGUUAUUAAGGUGAGAAUCGAAUUUGAAGAUGGCGAGCGAAAGCCCUGAUGUUGUUGUUGUAGCUCCCGUGGUGGAGAAUGGCGGCGCUGAAUCCUCUAAUGGAAAAGAUGAACAAUUGGAAUCUGAGCUUUCGAAGAAGCUUGAGAUUGCAGAAGAUGGUAAAGAGGACAACGAUGAAGAUGAAGGAAGCAAAGGUGAGACUUCAACGAAGAAGAAGAAGAAAAAUAAAAGCAAGAAGAAGAAGGAACUCCCUCAACAGACUAAUCCACCUUCGAUUCCUGUCGUUGAGCUCUUCCCAUCUGGAGAGUUUCCUGAAGUAAUCUGUGGAGAACAACAUCUGAAGAGAAGAGAGAGUUGGAGCGUUUGGAAAAGCCAAUAUAUAACUCUGUUCGCCAAGCUGCAGAAGUUCAUCGCCAAGUUCACUUCUUUUUCACUAAAUGACCACAUAUUAGAGUUUUUUCGUGGCCUCUUUUUUUGCAGCCGUCUGAAAGAUCAUUUUCUUAAAAGGGCGAUCUUAAAAUGGCGGACUGGAGUAAAUUUCUUUUACAAUAAACCAGUCCAAAAUCUAGGAAAAAUAUUGAAGAAGAUAGAUUGGUGACCAUGAUGAUCAACGACGUCUAAGCUGUUUCUGCGUCAUUUGGUCUUCUUUGUAUUGCUCUGAAGAGUUGUUUCGUACUUGAGAUUUAGGGAUUUCGUUUUGACAAUGGAGGAGAUGCCAAGAGGAGUACUUACGUGGCAAGACGAGUUAGCUAGUCUCAUGGACGGAGGUGUACAAUACGAUUGAUCUGACGGCGGAUUCUGAAUCAAGGUCAAAGAGUUUGGGUUUCGGGUAUGUUUGUAUUUAUGUCUUGUGAACUUGAUAUUUUGGACUUGUACUUUUGGUCUUGUGAACUUGUAUGUUUUUUUUAUUAAGAACUUCUUUUAAUUCAAAAGUAGUUUUUGUA